Molecule: messenger RNA, 3899 nt
Organism: Ochotona curzoniae (black-lipped pika)
Lineage: Eukaryota; Metazoa; Chordata; Mammalia; Lagomorpha; Ochotonidae
Gene: SENP7
Product: SUMO specific peptidase 7
Exons: 23
Coding region: 79-3123 (1014 amino acids)
Biological process (GO): protein desumoylation
Cellular component (GO): cytoplasm; nucleus
Molecular function (GO): SUMO-specific endopeptidase activity
Source: RefSeq, a predicted model, not a curated record
CACCCUUCUCCCUUCCCCCAAGCCCGAGGGGUCUUGAGGUGACAGCGCCAACAACUGCGAGUCCAGCACCUGGAGAAGAUGGACAGGAGGAAGGCCGGGCGACGGCGAUCCUCCUUCGAAAUUGUCACAGAAGGAAAAAGGAAGAAGUCCUCUUCCUCUGACUUACAAGAGUGGAAAAGAAGCCCAAGAAAUAAAGUCCUCUCUCUAGAUCAUAAGAGUAAAAAAGCUGUCCACGAGUGUCCUGUCACUUUGAAGGCAUCACCAGAAAGGCAACUCAAAGUUAUGUUGACGAAUGUCCUAUUGACGGAUUUAGGACGAAAAUUCAGAAAGACCCUACCUAGAAAUGGUGCUAAUUUGUGCGAUGUCUACGAGGUGCAAUCAGACUCAUUGCCUUCGACAUCUGUUGACAGCAUAGAGACAUGUCAAAAGUUAGAACCUCUCCACCAAAGCCUUAAUUUAUCUGAAAGGAUACCCAGAAUUAUGUUGACAAAUGUGCUGACAACGGAGUUAGGAAGAAAAUACAUAAAGAUCCCACCUGUAACUGAGGCCAGUUGGUGUGAUGCAGACAACUUUCAAACGCAGCAGCUUUCUUCAUCAUCUGAUGACAACAUACGCUGUUUUCAAAAUCUAAAUCCUUCCAAGAACUCUUAUUUAUCUGAAAGGGGUUUGGAACCAUGUAAGACAGUAGAUAAAAUUUCUGUAAAACAGUCUGUGCACACUAAAGAAGAGUGGAGAGAUGAAGAUGGCAUUUCUCUAGUAAUGUCUGAUACUCAGCUUAAAGACUUUAACAGUGCCUGUAGAGGCUGUGAUUGUCUUGAAGAGGGAAGCAAAAACAAGGAUGUUAUAUAUUCUGAUUCAAAAAUGGAACCCACUGUGAUUUCCAGGAAGAGAAAGAAAAGACUUAGAAGUCAUCUUUCUGAUUCUCAAAAUUCUUCUACUUCUUCAGCUAAGUCAGCAGAGCACUCAAAAGAACAAGAAAAUGACUCAACAGUAUCCACAGAGUUGGGCACGUCAAAUGAAAGCUAUCAUCAGGACCAAAAACUGUUUGAAGAUAUUGCACCUGAACCUACAGAAAAUGAUUUUACUAAACUUUCUGCACUGAAUGGUCAGGAAUUAUCUUUGAGUGAUGUUCCCCUACCUGCUUCUGCCAGUUCAAUCUCUGAAUCUUCUGAGAACUCUAUUUCCAAUGAUUCCGUGGGGAUUUCUUCCCUCAUUGAGAAGGCUGAGAAUGAGUUAAAUACAACAGAAAAGUCUACUCCAAGUGAUCACAGUGAUGGAAACCAGUCAUUGAAUUCAGCUGAACCAAUUGUUGUUUCCAGUGAUGAAGAAGGACCCACUGAACACAGCAAUUCUGCAAUUCUUAAAUUGCAACCUAGUCAAGAGCAUGGAAUCACUAAUGAAAGUAAAAGGGCUUCUGAAUCAACAUUAUCAGAACUACCAUUGGCCACAUGUGAAACGGUACAGACAUCAUCUGAAUUAUGUCCAUACAAUCUGGUCAUGGAAACUACUUCCUGUAAUGAGAUGACUUUACAACUGGAUUUUAUAUUUACUUCCAUAUAUAUUGGUAAAAUAAAAGGAGCUGCUAAAGGUUGUGUUACUUUUACAAGAAAGUAUGUUAAGAUCCCAUUUCAAGUGUCCCUCAAUGAGGUUUCAUUGCUACUGGAUACUGCACAUUUAAAGAGGUUUGGGUUGUGGAAAAGUAAAGAGGAUGAUCACAGUAAAAGGAGCUAUGCUAUCCUUUUCCUUUGGGUUUCUUCAGAUUACCUUCAAGAGAUUCAGAUCCAAUUAGAAAAUUCUGUAUUAAGCCAGCAAUCAAAAUCCAGUGAAUUCAUUUUCCUUGAGAUACACAAUCCUAUUUCACAAAAAGAAGAAUCAAAAUUGAAAGAGAUUAUGACAGAAAUUAGUACAACGAAUGGAUUAGUAGAGCUUUCUUAUCCAUUGUCUUGGGUUCAGGCACUUCCUUUGUUUCAGAAUCUCUCUUCAAAAGAAAGUUCUUUUAUUCAUUAUUAUUGUACUUCAACCUGUUCUGUAUCAGUUGCUGCUGCUGAAGCAAUGAAGAUGAAGUCAGUACCCCAGUCCACAAAUAUGGAUGCUGCCAAACCUACCUAUACCGUCCUGCACAAGCAAAGUAGUGGUUGCUACUCACUUUCUAUCACAUCUAAUCCAGAUGAAGAAUGGCGAGAAGUCAGACCAACUGGACCCGUUCAGAAGUUGAUUGUGUAUCCUCCACCACCUACCAAGGGGGGAUUAGGAGUAACUAGUGAAGAUCUGGAGUGUUUGGAAGAAGGAGAGUUUCUUAAUGAUGUAAUCAUUGACUUUUACCUUAAGUAUCUUAUAAUGGAGAAAGCAUCAGAUGAACUUGUUGAACGAAGUCAUAUCUUUAGUAGCUUUUUCUAUAAAUGCUUGACAAGAAAGGAAAAUAGUUUAACAGAAGAUAAUCCAAAUCUUUCAAUGGCACAGAGAAGACACAAAAGAGUAAGAACAUGGACCCGUCAUAUAAAUAUUUUUAAUAAAGAUUAUAUCUUUGUACCUGUAAAUGAAUCGUCUCACUGGUAUCUUGCAGUCAUUUGUUUUCCAUGGUUAGAAGAAGCUGUGUAUGAAGAUUAUCCACAAACUGAUUCCCAGCAGGCCCAGGCUCAGCAAUCCCAAUGUGACAACAAAGCAGUAGAUAAUGAUCAGCAUUCAACAUUGGCACUACCGCCGAGCACAGAGGAUUCUCAUACCACCAAGAUGAAUAUGUUAGUACCUAAGAAAAGGUGUAAAAGGCCAUGUAUUCUCAUACUAGACUCCUUGAAAGCUGCUUCUAUACAAAACACAGUUCAGAAUUUACGGGAGUAUUUAGAAGUAGAGUGGGAAGUUAAGCGAAAAACUCAUCGUGAAUUCAGUAAAACAAGUAUGAUGGACCUAUGCCCUAAAGUUCCUAAACAGGAUAAUAGUAGUGACUGUGGAGUGUAUUUGCUGCAAUAUGUGGAAAGCUUUUUUAAGGAUCCUAUUGUUAACUUUGAAAUUCCAAUUCAUUUGGAGAAAUGGUUUCCUCGUCAUGUUAUAAAGACCAAACGAGAAGAUAUUCGAGAACUCAUUUUGAAACUUCAUUUACAGCAACAGAAGGGCAGCAGUAGCUAGUUAAUCUGUGAAAACAUGACACAUGUUCUCUAAGAUUACCGGAAAGCUGCUUACCAGCAUUUGUGUUAGCCAGCUCACAGAGAAGUAAAUAACUUGCAGUAGUUUUAUAAGUCAUUGCACAUUAUUUAAAAUAUAUGUUAUUAGAAUUGUUGGGAAUUCAGAGUGUGAAUGGGGGUUGAUAUAGAUAAGCGCAUUAGAUAGAAAUUAAAAUUUCAUAGAUGUUUGAUAUUUUUUGAGUAUACAUGCUUGGAUUAUGCAAUAGUAUAUGGCAUAUGUAAUGUGGGAAUUUUUUGUAGCUAAUGAAACUAUGUGAUCUGUACUUCCACAUGACUGGAUAUUGAAGGGAGAUAGCUCUUUCCUGGUGCCAGCCCCAGUGCUUGUCAGAUUUGUUGACAAGUCACAUCAUACUGUAAUUCUAUUCUUUGCAGCUCAAGCAUGCAGUAUGAAUACUGUGUAUUUUUUUUUUUAAAGAAAUUUUAGUAUCAAGAUUUCAGAAAAUGCCAUUUACGGCAUCCCUUUUGUAUAGUGUAAAAAGUACAUUCAUAAUGUUAAGAAGAUGAUAAAAAGUCACUCUUUCAAAGCGCAGCUUAUUAGUCUCAAUUGUUAGAUGCAAUUACUCUAUUCUAAUUUUUCCUAUCCAUUUCUCUUGAUGUUAUGUGUAGGAAUCUGAGUUUAGUUCAGUUUUUCAGAGUGAAAAUUAGAACAAAAAAUUAAACUGUCAGAUUUUUUUAAGACUUAUUUAUUUUUAUUGGAAAAGCAUAUCCACAGAGAAGGAG